AUGGCGAUCACAGAAAUAGGGAAAGUGUUCGUGUUUAAAAUGGCAAUAACACUUUGUAAUCUCAUUCUAAUACAUUGCAGAAUAAUAGAAGUCAAUCUCGGAGGCACUUGGAUUAUUUCAAAUGCAAAUAACAGCAUUUCUGUGCCCGGAACUGUUCCUGGAAAUGUCCACACAGCUUUGUACAGGAAUGGAAAUAUUCCGGAUCCGUACUUCCGGUUUAAUGAUGUCAAAUAUCGCUGGAUAGCGUAUGACAAUUGGGUGUACACAAGGACCUUGGAAGGUUUGAAUAAUAUUCUUUUCUCUCAUUAUAUUUGAUUGAAUGGUACUUGUCGUAGUUAAUGUUGUUAACAUGGCAUAACCGAGAGAACUGAUCUGUCAAAAUUUAAGCACCAGGCCUGACCUACAGGCAGCCCAAGCUCCUGCUGUGAGAUGAUCAUCUUGCGUUAUACAAGUUUUGGCGAAAAUAUAAUAGUUUGUUUGGGAAUAUUUACAACCGCUGCUAGGAAAAAAAAUAGUCAAAUUCUCAAUUAAAAUACCUCACCUUACUUUCACAGUGCAUUACUUGUUUUGUGACAGCUUUCUUUGUUGCAACAAGGCCAUUUUGGCGAGUUACCCAUUUCUAGGUUUACCUCUCUUAUGUAGUAACCUAAAAAUGGAUAACUCGCUAAAAUGCCUUUUUUUUUCAAUGUAGUGAGUGGUCAGUGGUCUUUUUGUCCUUGAAACUUAAGUUUACUCCAUGCAUGUGGACCAAAGUUUUUAGAUUCAAAUUAAAACUUAGUUAAAUGGUUCUUGCUCCUUAGACAGGAGAGAUUUUUGAAAAUUCUUAAAAGUACAUUUUCAAUUAAAAGGGGCGCUUAGUGGAUUUGAGAGACUAUGACAUGUACUAUUAUAAAGGACUCGAUUAUACUAAAAUUCCCUAGUAAAACAAAUUGAUGGUAUCUUUGAAGUAUUUUUAACCCUUAUUGUGAUAUGUUCUUAUCUCUUUGUUUCUUGAUAUCCUCAUCCUCCUACUCCCAGUUUCUGAAGAUGUCAUAUCAAAAGGAAACAUUUUGUUGGUUUUUGAGGGCCUGGAUACAGUUGCUACAGUUCUGGUGAAUAAUGUUGAAGUUGGCCACUCAACAAACAUGUUUCACAGAUACAUCUUUAGUGUUAAGGGGGUGCUAAAAACUGGAAUGAACAAGAUUGAGGUGCGCUUCACUUCUGCGGUGCUCUAUGCCAAAGAGCAGGCUAAAAAGUUUCCAUAUCGUGUACCCCCUGAAUGUCCAGUCCCAGUUCAGCGUGGUGAGUGCCAUGGAAAUUUCAUCAGAAAAGAACAAUGUUCAUUUAGUUGGGUAAGCCAUUGUUACAAGUAUUUAUCAGUGGAUGUCAUUGCUACCAUAAAAAAAACCAAUAUAGUGUUGUUAUUAAUUUAAUUAUUUGAAUAAUAAUAAUUUAUUUAGGACUGAGUCAGUGCUAUGGCUUGAGUGACUGCAAGAAUCUUUGUGUUCUCCAAAGUUUGGGUGUGCUUCUGAUAUCUCAUUGAAUGCAUGCUGGCACAGGAACCAGCCUUUGGGAGUUUCAAUCUUAUAGCCAUGUUCUUAAAACCUGGGAAACCUGAAUCACUGUUUUGAUUGGCACACAUUAAUGAUUAUCAUAAUGACAAAAUAUAUCAGAAAGUUUUGAAUUGUACAUUUGAAUUGCUAUUGGCCAUAGAUGGAUCUGUGUUGGACUUGACUUGGAUACUUGAUAAACUCCUGCUGUCCUGCAUGUGUUGUUGAAAUUAAUUAUUAUUGGCUCACUCUCCUCUUUAGGAUUGGGGACCAGCCUUUGUUCCUCAAGGGAUUUGGUAAUUAUUUUCUUCCACUUUAAGUUAAGAGAUGUAAAUAAUAUACUAAGUUUUUCUUCGCAAAGCAGGAGGGGGAUUGCCAUAUAUCAAUAAUGGGAAUGAUUAUCCUUAUUUUUAGAGGUUAGAAUUACCAAUUUUGAUGAUAUUGAGAAGUCACAGAGAAAAAAAAACUUAACAAUCAGAUUAAAUAGUCAACUCUAGACCCUUAGGAGCCUUUUAAAGAUUGGUUUUCUUUUUCAGAGUUUUUCUCUGGUACCUCUUCUCCUGAUCAAAUUUCUGUUACUAUGCUAUGAAUGAGCCAACAAACAAACUUGAUUUGUUGUUGUUUUCUGUCAAAUUUGAUUGAAAAUCUGGUAGGAAUGAAAAAAAACAUGGAUUGAAUAAUACCAGAGUAAGAUCAAACAUAAGUUUAAAUCUGUAGAUAUGAUAUCCAUACUAUUACAGCUAUAAUUAUAGGUAAGCAUUAAGAGUAUUUUCAGUUUUAAAUGUAGGAGAGUUUACAUGGAUAAAUGUUUGAUGAAGCAACUGAUGUAAAGCAACUUUCCUAAGACUCCAAUCAUGAUUUCUUUUCAAAAUAUUUUUUUCCCAAAAUUUGAGCUAUCAAACUCGGGGUACGGCUUAUCUGCAAGUGGGGCUUAUCUGUUGGUGUUCUUACAGUAAUAAUUGUUUUCUAUCUCCAGUUGUUCAUGUAUUCUAUCUAUGAUACUGUACCUGAGCUGGAAAAUGCAGCAAGAGCCACACCCAUACUAACCACUUUUUUGGGUUACUUCAGACAUUUCGACUCUCACUCUCAUCUUCUUUUCUAUCUACAGGCGAAAUGUUUCUCUGCAAGCCUACAACUCAGCUGUUAUAAGGGACAUCACAGUGACACCUACAAAAGGUUACUAUGACAGAAUUUAAAUAUAUUUAAAUAAGUAGUAAUCCUUCAAAAACUUGAAUCAUACGGCAAAUGCAAUAAGUUGAUUAAAAAUAUAUUUUUCUUCACUUUCUGAUGUGCUCUCUUUCAGGUUCAGCUAACAUCACAUGGCAGUUAUCUGUGGCGCUUUUUGUAGAUUCAGCUGAAGAUGGUGUGACAGGUACAAUAGUGCUCAGUCUUCCUCAGCUGUCACACUCUCAGAAGCUUGUCAUCAAACUGUCACAAGGUAUCCAAAAAAUUUCUUUCCCAGAGAUGUUGUUUACAGAAAAAGAUAACAUUAGGCCAUGGUGGCCUCAAGGAUAUGGCAAACCAAAUCUGUACACAGUUAAGGUACUUACUUUAUAUCAAUUAGUAUAUAAAUGAGAUAUGUGUGCUUAGGGCACAGUUGCUUAGAUUCUGUCAUUGAACCCUAAGUCUUUGAAAUUCAUUACCAGGCAGCUUAAUGUCAGAAAUGAUCAUUAACUUCGAACAGGUUGUGUUUUUGAGCUCAUCUCGUGAUGAACAGUCAAGCAUCAAUCGUAACAUCGGUUUCAGGACAGUGAAACUUAGACAGGAACAAAUUGAGUGUGCUCCAGGUUAGUAAUUCAAAUGGAAAAUGAACAGGUAAUUAUGACAAUUAUAAAUUUGUUUUUGCAUUACAAGACCAUACAUUACAUGAUCUUUGUUAUAGUCAGUUAUUACUAAUCCUUAAAUUUUAAGCAAGUCACCAUAAAACUUACACUUUUUGUAUCUGGUUAUGUUUUAUGGUUACCUUUUAAAUCUACAAUUAUUGCCAUAGUUCUAAGCAUUGCUUAGUAUAUUGUGAUUUCAACAUUUCAGUCCCAAUUUUUGAGUGGGAUAACAUAUCUGAUCACACAUUUACUGGUAGGAAAAAGCAUUAUUUCAAGAAUUACACUUCAAUCACACUUUGCAAGUUGGGAUUUCUUGUUUAUCAUGUUGUUAUUUUUGCAUAAGAGGUUUCAAUGGAUUCACUGGCAGAAGUGCUCUGUCUGUUUCAGGACGAGGAUUUCACUUUGAGAUCAACGAUUUGCCAAUAUUUCUGAAGGGAGCUAACUGGAUUCCUGCAGGUAUGCGCCUAAAAUAUCAAAUGUAAGAAUAACAUCUCAGUUAAUCUUUGAAAGGAGUAAAGAUUGACAUAACACCUCCCAACUUGUGUCUUGUUAGUGAUUCCUAUGCCUGUGAAAUGAAACCUCCCAUCUCAAGCCAAUUUUCACCUGUCAACCAAUUUCUCCCAUUGAGCAAAAAAUUACAAGCUAUUGCAGUUUUACAUCACAAAUUUAAAAAAUUAAAAGCUAACCAUGCUUAAGCAUGAGUGGGACUGAGUGAGUAAAACUCUGCCAUUUGUUGACUUGCCAUAUUAUGUAGGGAUGUGAUACUAUAUUCAGAAAUGGCUGCAGUGGUGAAAAGCAAACUUUUAAUCCAUCAGAUAUUACUUAACUUGGUUAAGGUAAUCACAUGAUUUUGAGUACAAUUUGGUGUUAAUAAGCACAAGUAAUAUCUUCAAAGACAACAAAAUUGCAUGAGCCCAUAGGGCUAGUGUGAUUUUGUAGUCUAGUACUUAUUACACUGCACUGAGAACUCAUGUUGUUACUUGUUAAUAAUAUACAUGAAAAAACAUCAUAAAUUCAAGACAGACAUAAAUUUUGGCAGUGUGUGGGCUAUUUGUAAUUAGCACUUGUGUUACAACUUUGCACUUGUGUGACAUGAUAAUGCACUUGUUUUCAGCCAAUCAGAUGCAUUUAAUUUUUUCAUGUACAUUACUAGCCUCAAAAAGCCAAGAAUUAAACAUUGAUUCCACUCUUUAUGAUAAUGCUGGCAAAUGGAAAGUAUACAUUGCUCAAACCUUUAAACCCUAGGUGUGACCAGUAUGUAAUUUCUCCUUACAUGAAUACUUCUCAAUCAUUCAUAAAGAUGGAGAGACUAAAGGAAAUGAUCACUAACUUGAGAAGCUUUGAUUAUUAAAAAAAUUCUCCCUGUUAGUACCAGAGGAAAUUUGGAGAAGAGUAUGGAGAAUUUGGAUGCUGAUGUUAUAGUGUAAAGGGUCAAUCUUUUAAAACUUUUUACGUCAUGCAGAGCCAGUAUUAUGUCAAUACAAAGGGAAUAACAGAAUGAAGUAUCUGUGAGAAUGGAUGUGGCUUGCUUCUGGAAUCCAGUUUUCUGGCGAUUCUGUAAAAAUUCUCAAUACUGAAAAUUGUUUUCUAUAAAAAUAGACGAUGCAAAACCAACCUUAUUUCACUUUCCUCCCAGAUGCCUUUGAGGACCGUGUGACGAGUUCAGACCUUUGGAAUCUUCUCAAGUCAGCAGCUGAUGCAAACAUGAAUGUGGUGAGAAACUGGGGAGGAGGAAUCUAUCAACAUGAUGAAUUUUACGACAUAGCGGACGAGUUAGGGUAUGGAAUUGGUAAUUAAAAAUAAACGGGUAAUCAACGAGAUAGAGCGCUUUUCGUAAGAGUGUCGCAAAACCAAAACUAAAGUGAUACCAGAGGCCAAUUAGAAGAAAUGAAAAUACCCUCAAGAGCCAAUGGGAACUCAGAGCUAAAACAACCAAACUGCCUCAAGCGCGGGAAAAUGCGGGCGACCAAGUCGUGAUUAGCUUUGAAUCUGAUUGGUUUAGAGAGUGGCGCGAGUAAUCUGGACCAAUCACAGAGCGAAGUAAAGAAAGAAAGAAAUCCCGGAUCACUUUCAACACUUAAUUGCUCAUUUCUCAUUACUCAAAAUUUCAUUUUGUCUUAUUAUUAAAUGACGUCAAAGCUGUUUAUCGCGUUGCUGCGGCACAAGGGCAUUCUUUUAAAACUAAAAAAUUCCGUGCAGCAAUUAAAUGGAUCAACAAAAUUUAAAAGAACAAUUUUCAAUAGAGCGUCAAAAAUGACUGGCUUUGCUUUACUCUCGGGUCUAGCCAACUCAUCUCAACCAACCACAUGCAAACUAAAAUUAAUCACGGCUUAGACCCUCGUGUCUUCCCACGCUCGAACCUGGCAACGUGUGCUUAUUUACAGCUGUCGAUUGCGUCUUCUAUUUCCCUUCAUGCUCUUAUCUGUAGCGAUUUCUUUGGGUUUGGUUGUACAACGCUCAAGCAACAGAGUUGGUUUAUCGAGCGCUAAGCUCUUAGAGGCUUGCAAUUAGCGCCCUAUAAAUUAUACAUAUUAUUAGUACAUUAGACACUGUCAUUAUUGGUCUUCUUCCUCUUAGAGACUGCACAGCCGGUUUUCACACAUCACCUCUCAUUUACCCGGCAGACUAUGAUUCCGAAAAAUAGAUAUUUUUUUCCUUUACUGUUUAGAUUACUUGUGUGGGAAGAAUUCAUGUUUGCCUGUGCCAUGUACCCGGUUGAUGUAGAAUUCUUGAACUCAGUCAAGGAAGAAGUACAAUAUCAGGUAAUUUCUCCAGCAUAGGCUUAAUAAAGUUUCUUUCAAUCUCGCAGAAUUUUAAUUGUAAGCCAUAGGCUGAAGAUAACUUCCUGAGGGUUUUCAAGAAGAGUAGAGUAGGGAAGAGAGGCUUAUGGUAGGGAAAUAGGGAGACGUAUGAUAAAUAGGUGUAGAGCUUUUUGGCAUGGGGAAGGUUAUAGAUAGGGAGAAGUGGGGUUUAAGUUAGGGAGGGAGAAAUUUUGUCCGGGAAGGGGAUGUAUCACCAUACAAAGGAAAUUGUUUUAAAAUGAGCGGAAAAGAAGCAAACCUGUUGCCGAUGCAUUUUUUUUACGUCUGUUGAUGCUGUUUACGCAAUGCCUUCUCGCCCAAUUUCUAGAAUUUAAAACAUGUACAUGGACUGAAAGGAUAAAUUGUCGGCAAAACAGAUCUUAAGAAAUUCAUAGAACAUCAUUCAGAAACUUUGUGUGGACAGGUACGUCGGCUUCAUCAUCAUCCGUCCAUCAUACUGUGGAGUGGUAACAAUGAAAAUGAAGAAGCUCUGGCGACCAACUGGUAAGCUCUAUCUUGGUCCUGAUUGGGUAAUUGAUUUUAAUUUAUUCACUUUGAUGAUUGAUUUGGUUUGUUUUGUGACAAUCUAAGAAAUUGGUUUGAAAACGUCGCAUCAGGAAUUUGACAUAUCGGAUAUAAAUUAAAAAUCCCAAGCCACUGUGAAAUGGAUCGCGGUUUUCCGCGUUAUAUGUCGGCCACGAAUAUUUGUUUUGCAUUCUUAUUGCUCAUUGUGUUCUCCUGGUUUCCUGUGAAUGGUCGUCGAAACUGUUUUUCCAAAAGGCUUGAACGAGCUUUACGCUGACCACGUGUAUUUGCUCUGCAUCCUCAUUGGUCUUUGUAUUGUCAAGGUUUGCUGUGAUUAGUCAAUAACACCUUUUUUCCGACAGGCUUUCCCGCGCUUUACGCCGGUGACGUGUAUUUGCCUUGCAUUUUUAUUGGAUGUCGUGUGUUUUUAGUUCACUGUGAUUGGUCAAUGACAUUGUCUGCCUGUGUCUUUUGGGAAAGUGAUGAAGAAAAAUCUUUCGCACAUCAGCAAAAAAAUGCCGGUUUCUUUAACCAAUGAAUAAUCUUGAACUCUUGCAGUUCCUUCCUUUCUUCUGAGAGUAAUAUUAGAGAUUUUUAUGAAUCUUUUUCCUUGAGGAUAUGGUUGUUCUCUUUAAAUGUAAUAAAAAGGCCAUAAGGCUGUUAACCCUUUUACUCCCAAGAUUUCAUUAGUAAUUCUCCUUACUGUCUGCCAUAAAAUACUUAUGAUUUCAAUUUGGAGAAUUUGGUAUCGGAUCAACUUAUAUUCCCCUAAUUGAGUUUUCUUCCUUAUUCUCCUCAUUUGUCUGCUUGAUUCUGUGUUGAUAUUGUAAGGAGAAAUUCUGUCUUGGUCACCCAUGGGAGUUCAAGGGUUAAAUGCCAACCUCAGUUACCUUGAUAGUCGAACUGUUUUGUUGUCUCAGGUAUAACACCAGUUCUUCGUUCGCAAGGUACUAUAAGGAUUAUAAGAAGGUAAGUACUUUCUUUCUGUUGGUAGAGUGAAAAGUACCUCACAGAGGUUUCGUAGAAAAGUCAUCUGUAUCUACAAUAUCUUAUGCAUGAAUGACGAUCAUAUUGUAACUUUUGAGUACCUAUCUUAUAAGCCCUUAGAGGAACUCACUUUUCCAACCUCUCUAAUGGGAUGGGCGUGAAGAGAGAAUGGACUCAACAGAGGCGAGAAGGGGUGGGGGGUGGGUGGGGAAGGGCGUUGAGGUGACCUUGGGGCAUUUGACGUUAAUAGAUGCCUAAUGUCGCUCCCCUCUCUGAUACAAAUUUCCUACUCGUGAAGCUUUAUUUAGUCAAACCACCAAACAGGAAAUUUGUUUCAAACCCAUAAAUAUUAUUGCUUAAUAAUUUGCAAAACACAGCUUGCUUGCUGGUUUUUUUCUUAUUCUUACUUUGAAAAGAACGCAUAACAAUGGAAAAAAACUAGAGAAGACCGGCCAAAUUUUUCCCCUGGCAUCGACCUUUUGGUAGUAAGAAAGGCGAUGAAAACGAAUCCGAACAUUAGUGAUCUUCAGAUUAUCCAAGUUGUUGCCGCCAUGCUAUGAAAUUCGUUUUUACCGUUAGCUGUGUUUAUGCCCUUGGGAGGUUAAGGGAACAAUCAAGAAUCCAAAGUUGCUGUUACACUGCUAGGCGUAUUUCGCAUGCCUCAAACAUCGCACGUGCAUCCAGAGCCCUAUGUGCACGUGCUAAAAACAAACCCAUUCUCAAAUAAUAAAUUCCGUGUCUUUUUUUUUUGUGUGUGUGCAUGCAACCUACCUGCAUACCUACUCCAAUUGAAGGAGGGGUUUGUGCGACUUGGAAAAGCCGUCAGACUGAACUAAGAUACUUUAUUAAUAGUUGUAUAUAGAUACUAUCAUGAAGACGCUGGAAAAUGAAGACAAGAGCCGACCAUUUCUCUCAUCGUCUCCUUCGAAUGGAGUAGAUACUGAGAAAGAAGGAUGGGUGGCAAAAAAUCCAAAUAGCUCCUAUUGGGGAGAUGGUAACUAUUUUUUUACUUAUGACGUAAUAGUCGAGGUAUGUUUUGGAAUAACGGUUGUCUUUAUGGGCGAGACCUGAUGUUUUGCACUAUUUGUGUAAUUUAUUUAUAAGUUUCUGGCUCGUGAUUAGAGGGGUGAUCUUCAACAACACAUUACAAUGAACUUUUUCACAAACACCCUUUUGAAGUGCGCAUUUUAAAUUUGAAAGUGACAUUGGUCAACUUUUUAAGAACAACGUUUUCAAAUGUUAUGUGUUGGGCUCAAAUGCCAAUCGCGAUUAGUGUCGCGAACUAUUUCCCAGCCUCACGCGAUUUUAUUUAAAACUAAUCGACUAGUCAUUUAGAUCUCUGAUUGUAUCAAAGGCUCAUGUUGCUGUGAUGCAAUAGUCUUUCUUUUUUUUCUUACCCAACGAAUAAUCGUAGUCACCAUUUUAUUUCAGCGCACUUCUACAACUAUGCGAUGGACUGUUGGAAUGUCAGCGACUACCCCAAGCCUCGUUUUGCGUCUGAGUAUGGUUUCCAGUCCUACCCGUCUUUUGAGACCCUAGCGCAGGUGUCAGUGGAAGGGGACUGGACCUACAAUAGCGCAUUCAUGGAUCACAGGCAACAUCAUGCAGACGGUUUGUAUCACUAAGUGAAGAGACUUUCCCCUGAAUCUCACUGUUACUCACAAAAUAAACCAAAAAGUGAGAUUGUUUUCUUUUGUUUUUUGAUAGGAUUAUUGAGAGAAAUUCUCUGGCUUGUUGGCUUAAUUUUCAUCAUACGUGUUCGAGUAGAAUUUUUACUAUAAUUGUUUUAAAUUUUUCUGAAGCUUUACUAGCAAUUAGUGAAUGUGUGUACGACAUGAGUGCACUAUCGUCGCUGUCAUCGUCAUCAUCAUCAUCAUCAUCAUCAUCAUCAUCAUCAUCAUCAUAAUUAGUAUUAUUAUCAGUGUUAUUAUUAAUAUUAUUUUCAUUGUUAUGUUCAGGUAAUCAGCAGAUGUUAGGCCAAGCUAAGAAGCAUUAUAAACUUCCCAACUCAAAGGAGCCUUUGAAAAAAUUUAUGGACACUCUCUUUAUUAUCCAGGUAAAAUAAUCACUUUUCAUGCCAUUGGACAAAAUAUUGUAUUACGUAAUUUUCAUCAAAAGCUAUCACUGGCGCACGCGCACUUGGGGUGGGGUUUAGUCUCAGGGAUCAAGAGGCCCAUAAUUAUGAAAUACUUAUCUCCGGUGUCAGUCCCAUUAAAUGGCUGAGAUAAUGUAUUCUACCUCGGGAUCGGUUGCUAAAGUAACUCUCCUCUUCCCCCGUCGCCCGCAUUUGGUCAGGUUUCAUUGAUAAUUCGCCGGAUCCCACACUCCUGAGUGUAGAGAGGUAGAGUGAAAGUGAAGUCUCUUACUCGGGAACACAACACUAUGACCCAGCUAGAACUCGGACCCAAACCUCCUAGUCCAGCGUUCACGCACAGCGCCAUGACUGCUAAUCCACCGCUUCACCAAUACAGUUGUCAGUAAACUUCCUCAAGUCUUCCAGGACAACAUUAUGUAACGAGCGCCAUGAUACAGGUGGAAACGGAAAAAAGACCUACGUGACAUGUUACCCUCACCUGACCCUUUAUAAUAAAUGGUACACGUUUCAGUUAUGCCUUUUUCUUUCUAGGUAACUCAAGCUCAGUGCAUGAAGACAGAGACUGAACAUUACAGACGUUUACAGAGUGAAUUAAUAAAGGUGGGUUUGAAUCGCAGUUACGCUAUUUGACGAAACUUGGAUAACAGGCCCUUUGAUUUUCUCGUCAGGGUGAAGGAAGAACAAUGGGCACAAUAUAUUGGCAGUAAGUGACUGCUUUAUUGAAUAACUUUUUAAAUUGAAAGGUUGAAAGAAAAGAAUGUAAGAGACAAUGAUUGUAAUUCGACUAUUUUUUCAAAGAAUAUCAACAACGUUAAAAUUUGACACGAUGAGAAUACUCAUUGUGCAGAAUGGCCAUACCUUUGAGAUCUCUUACACGUCACAAAUAGAACUUCUAUUGUUGUUUAAUUUAAGUCAAUGAUGCUAAAAAGGAAGGAAAGGCCUUGUUUUUUUUUAAUUUAACGGGAAUUUACAUAGAGACGUCCUUUACGUUCGCCAGACCCAACACCAACCGUAAACCCUGUUUGUGUUUUAGCAGUUCAUAGAUUAAGUGUAAAAUUAUGUUACAGUUUUAUUUUCUUCUUCUGGGAAGAUUUUUAACGUUACAUGAGUUGCACGUGAUCAAUUUGCAAUGUCUCGCACCACCUGUAAAAGACAUAAUUACAGGUUAAUUGUUUUAUGCAGUCAUAUAAAUUACAAGCUCUUCUUUAAGUUACAUAUUUUUUACCGGUAGAACCUAGGGGUUGGAAGGGGUUUGGUGAUAGGAUGUGAAACAGCUUAUUCGGGGGGAGGGGAGGGGCAGUUUGUAUUGCCCUUGGUACAAAUGCGUUAAACAUUAAUGAGGGGCCCCUUAGUCUGUACAUUAUCCCUUGUAGUAAGGAAACAUCUGAAGUCGGAUGGUAAAGAGACUUAACCAGCAACUCACUUUUACUUUGUUUUGACCGUUUCAGGUUGAACAGUAUUUGGCAGGCUCCCACUUGGUCUUCUUUAGAAUAUGGAGGACGUUGGAAGGUACAAGUUUGCUCUGUUUUCUUUAAACUACAGCUCAAACUUGUGGUAUUCACAAAAUCAAUCAUCGUGAUAUCAAUCCUUAACCCUUUGCACUGUGACGAUGGUAUUCUUAUUCUACACACAGAUCUCUCUAUAAUAUACAGAUUUAGCCAACCCUAAAAGCGGAGCUCGCAUUUUUUUUCCCGCACGUCUCAAGGGCACAACGCCUUGCCCCGGCUAGGACUAGAACUACUGGACAAAGCCGUGGCGUUGGCGUGCCCGCGGUUGACCACGCAUGUUUAAAGUAGCACCUUGUACGGUCGGUCGUAUGGUCGUAAGUUCAAAUUUUUUCGGCUUGAUGGGUUACUACUACCAUUUUGUAUAAUAUGGGGCUACGCUCUGCGAGCUCCGCUAUUACCUGUGGUAAAUUGUGAUCAUUUCCUUCUCAUCACCUUUACAUUUGAUUCAAAGAUGAUACUGUGAGGAGAAGCCAGUCACUCUCAGUGAAAAGGUUAAAGGCUUAUUAUUUUUUUUUUGGUUGACAGAUGCUUCAUUACUUUGUGAAGGAUUUUUUUGCGCCUGUAAUCGCGUCACCAUACCAGGAGGGCGGCAAGUUUAGGCUCUGGGUAGUAUCAGAUCUUGUGAAGGUAAAAAUGCGUAAAUAUUUUAUUAUUGCAGCAUCUUAAAAUGUGUGUUAAAAGAAAAACAAUGUGUACGUCCUCAGUCAAUCCCCAAAGAAAAUUCCGCCAAUUGUCAUGUACUCUGAUUAGGACACUGCAACCUCAACAAUGGGAUCGCAAAUGGGCUUUCAAAAUCUUGUUUGCUUCCUUUUGAAUGACCGUCCUAACUUUUUGACAGUAUUUGCUCGGCACCAAAAAACCGAGUCCACGUGCAUGCGCGUUGGGUUGCAGGUCAUGUGAUUUGGAUCGGGUCGCUCAAGCUUUUCUAUACCUCACAGUGACUUGCUUGGUGUCUUUUUAUUGUUGUUGAAUUGUGAAGUUUUUAGUCGAUGCCUUCUGUGGUUUCAGCCAAUCUCGCGGGGUGCUGUGUCUCUCAAGGCGUGGUCAUGGUCUUCCUUCACACCACUGUACAGCAAAAAAGUCUCAUUUAACAUUAAACGACAAACUUCGGUAAGCACGGCUUGUUGUGUCCAUUCCACAUGUGGAUCAACCAAAGGAGAUACCGUAGUCUGACUUACGUAUCCUUGCUUGUAAUUAAUAGAAACAGGUUUACGAAGAUGAAGUAGAAACACUCUUACAGUCAAGCAAAUGUAAAAGUGCUCGGCAUUGUGUCUUUACUGUGAAACCUGUAGACGCGAGCACAGGCCAGGACCUGGGACCGACGAACGUGUUUUAUCCGACGAGUUUGUCAGAAGUAGAGGGUAUUAGUGAUCCAAAGUUGAAGGUGAAUAAUAGUUAGUAUUAAAAAUUAAUAAUUACAAAUAAUCAUUUAUUGACUACUGAUAAAUAAUUCGUUACUGAUAAACAAUUACUUACAGCAGUGUUCUUUUGUCUAUAGUGCUCUGUAUAACCUUGUAAAGUUGAUGGAAAAAUUAAUGAAAGAAAGGGCGCAGCCCUUAAAAGAGUAUCGAAUUUUUAUUCUUAUUAUAUUUUGUUUCCUUCUUUCUGUUUUCUUUUUUUUUGGCAGAUUGUAAAAGUUGCUCGCAUGCCCCAAAAAGGAGAGUUUAGCGUUCAUAUUGAGGCCCAGUCUCCCGCUUGUUAUGUGUGGCUUGUAGCCAAAGAUGUCCGUGGCCGCUUUUCAGAUAACGGUUUUCUCCUGAUCGAACCUUCGAAGACGGUAUGAACAAGUUAAUUACUAGCAAAUGAAUCAGCUAGCACACUUACAUAUCUAUUGCGUUUUGCUUCUUGGCGUAAAUUUUGUUUAAGAUUUUUGCGUUUAGCACUGCGUUAAGCUAAUGACCUGUGUUAGCUUGUGAAGAAGAAAGCCGUUGAUAAUUUAGAACAAAGAGUGAAAAAAAACAACAAACUGACUAUUUUGGUGGUAUAAAUCUGACAAUGGCUACAUUCUUUUCAACUUCAGGUGAUAUUCUACAGUUGGCAGAACACCACUGAAGAUGAAUUAGAGAAGAAUCUUUACAUGAAGUCUCUCUAUGAUUUAUAUGCCUAGUUAAUUUAGUUCUUCAAUAAGGACAUCCCUGAGAAAGAUUUUUUUUAUUAUAAGAGAUAUAGUAAGAAGAUUAAUUCUCAAUUUCAACUUCUCAAUUCAAGCGAAAAGUUGUCCAUUCAAUCAGGUAUUGGUGGUCGAAGGAAACAGCAGGAUGAAAAUAGACUUGAAAAAAAAAAAGGCAAACAAACUACAUCUGCUAUGCACCACCCCUCAACGUCCUUCUCUGUGAUACUCUCUUUCCCCCCUCAGCAGGUUCUUGAAUAAUCAUUGCCUGGUAGUCACUAGUCAUUUUUACCCUUUGAUCCCUAAGAGUGACUGGCAUCUAAUUUCUCCUAACCAUAUCACCCCUGAAUCAAACAUUAAGGUUAGGAGAAUAUAGGAGCUGAUCCCCGACUAAAGAAGCUCUUGAUUGUUAGACAAAUUCUCAAGGUUGCCAUCUUAGGAAAUGUUUAGAGAACAGUAUGGAGAAUAUGCCUACCGAUGUUAGAGUGUAAAGGGUUAAGGUGUUAGCCGUUCACAGUACUUGAGAGAGGAGGUGGCACAUACUUCAGACAAUUGUGUGCAUCUAUGUUGCUUAGCAAUCCUAAAACUUGCUCAUACGAUUUUUUAGUACUGAUUGAAACUUUUGUUAGGCAUAACAUUAUGUAGUAGGAAAUCGUUAUGUUACAUGUAACUGUUAUUUGUUUUUAAACAUAUUUUUCACUUCUCG
Pocillopora meandrina is the source of this 14084-nucleotide messenger RNA. The record is from the annotation of a GenBank genome assembly. NCBI's taxonomy places the organism in Eukaryota, Metazoa, Cnidaria, Anthozoa, Scleractinia, Pocilloporidae.